Chiloscyllium plagiosum (whitespotted bambooshark) is the source of this 1099-nucleotide messenger RNA. The record is from RefSeq and is a predicted model, not a curated record. Lineage: Eukaryota; Metazoa; Chordata; Chondrichthyes; Orectolobiformes; Hemiscylliidae.
GAGUGGCAGAAACAGAUGCUGGGGAACAGACUAUUUUCUAUAUCCUACUCGCCAAGAAAUGAGGAUGACAGUGACGAUUCGGAAGGGGAGAAUCAAGAACUGGCACUGAUUGACCAAGAAAGUCAAAGGAAUUGUCGCCUGUCGUCAUUGUCGCCGAUAUGUCGUGAAAGUCAGGAGCACCUCUGCAAAGUACGGACUGUAUUUGAUCCACUGGACUGCGAGAGCUCUGAGGAAGAGCUUGAACGCAUCAACAGAGAAUUUGGAGGGGAGAAGCGCAAGUGGUCGCAGGUGAACAGACUCAGUUGCUACAGCGACAGUGCGUCGUCUAGCGAUGAAGAGGUCAAAGACUUGUGUGGCAUGUCUUUCAAGCCUGUACCACAAGCCGAUCAGAAGUAUAUCCACAGCAGCCCUGUGCCAUUCAGUGCCACCCCUCCUAAAAGACUCCAUCCCUUGGUCCAGAGGCCAUCCGGACAGAUCAUACUGCACAGUGUCGGCACCUCAGUUGACCAGGCGACACCCUGCAAACGGCACCGACAGGGCCAAGACUUCAGCAGGCCAAGCCUGGAUUUGGAGAAAAUGCAACAGGUUGGUGCAAAGUUGACAGUGAAUCUAACAGAAAAGAUGUUACUGAAGAAAAGCUGUGAAGCUAAAACAAGAAUUAUUAAAAUUCGAAGCAUCAGUGGCAGCUGCCCCCCACCGCGAUACUUGUACAACCCAUCGAGCUUUGCGUUUCGCCCGCUGAGCACCUUGGCCCCCGUGAGUCCAAUGGCUCCAGUUGAAGAACCACCAUGUGCCUACUGAAGGAUGUGCUGACCCUUUUCUGCAGAGAGCUGCCUGGGAGGCGAGUUGUGACAGAGGAGCAGGACUGGGACUCCCCAGCGGGCACUGCCAGGCUUGUGCCUGCCUGUUGGAGCAGUCCGUAAGAACUGAUUAUUUUUGACAGAUUAAUGUGAUCAAAAGUAUGAAACUUUAUUGCUAGGACGGGCUUUGUAACAUUCCUAGGUCUGUGCUGGAGCUAUUAAAGAACAGUGGAUGAUGGACAUUGAAAUUUCUACCCUUGUAUAAAUAGUUAUAUUAAAUAAAGGAACACCUUUGUAUA